AUAAUGAAAGUUUAGAAAAUUUCAACUGGUUUUUCAAAUGUCUAAAAUCAGCAGUUUCCGAUUCACCAAAGGUCAUUAUGAGUGACCACGACUUAGCAAUGGAAUCAGUCAUAGAACAACAAUUUCAAAACACACAUCACUUUUUGUGUCUAUAUCAUAUUUAUCAAAAUCUCAACAGGAAUUGGGCAUGGUGUUGGAAAAAUCAAAUAAUGAUGGCUGGUAUCAAAACAACUUCGUGUUUAGAAGGUUAUCAUGCAAUCAUAAAAAAAAAAUUACAUUCUAAUUCAAGUCUUGUUGAAGUUUUUGAAAAAAUUGAAAAUGACAUACAAAAAACAGAAAAAAUUAAAAUUAACAGUUGGUAUUUGAGUAAAAACAUCAAUUAUGGGUUUAACAACACCAUAAUUGAUGUAUAUAAAGAAAUAAUUGCAAACAUGAAAAUACACUUAUCAGACUUUUCUCAGUCUUUGAUUAAAAUAGAAAUGGAUGGCAAUUACUUUGAUAUUUUUGAUGUAAGAGGUUCUUCAUUACGUGAAUUAAUCUUGGCAGCUGAAGAAAAUCCAUCAGAAAUUUGGAAAUUAUAUCACUAUAAUUCAAAUAAAAACCAAUAUGUCCUUGUUUUUGCUGAUGUUUUAAGAAGUAGCAAAAUCUUAAAAUUUCAUAUAAGUGUGAUCGCAAAAAGAUGGUUUAAGGAUCCAAUAGAUGAUAAUAAGUUGAAAAAGGAAAAUAUCUUGAGUA
Messenger RNA from Entrophospora candida, 735 nucleotides. The record is from the annotation of a GenBank genome assembly. Lineage: Eukaryota; Fungi; Glomeromycota; Glomeromycetes; Entrophosporales; Entrophosporaceae.